AGAAGGGGUUCCAGGGAUCGCGAUCAAGUAUAGGCGCACCUCCACAGUCACUCGCCUCUGUUCCUGACCCGAUGAAGCACUCGUCCUUAGGAUGACUGGUAUCGGCAAAGGUCGUUCCUCUCUUUUCUAAUCAAUCUAUAUAACAUCCUCGCAAAAUAUCUAUCCAAAGCUUUCUUGAUAGGUCGUUUCUCACUAUUAAGCGAGCUUUAGUGCGCACGAAAGACUCUGACGCUGCUUAAAAGCAGGCGGUCACGACUUCGUGUCGUCUUACGCUUCCCUUUCGGUUUCUGGCAGCCAAUGCCUUCUGAUCCCUUUAAGUCCAGCUGACCUCUUCAUGAAUGCCCGCGUACCAUUAGUAAAGACAGCGGUAACGGUGAGAAACUAGUGCACUAGAACGCACUUAUUGUUCAGCUCGUCGCCAUUUGUGGCAAACUUCUGAGUUCGGGAAUGUUCCUGAGAAAAGGUUAUCGUGCGUCGGUUUCACCAGCGGUCGUUCUGGCCGUGGCAACAUCCCUCUGUGGAGUGCAAAUGUCGCGCUGCCUCGCGGUAAAUGAAGAUGGCGUCACCACGGACAAAGCAGUACCGAUCCCGCAGAAGAACUUCAUGGACCAACUGCGUGAGAUGGUUGCCAACGCUUUUGACAGUUCAUGGUCGGCUGCUUCGCGGAGACUAGUGCAAGCUGAAGUGUCGCCCACUUGCAGCGCUGGUCUAUUGAAUAUGGCUCGUGGCAUGAGAAAUUUGGAGCCUUGGGCAUUUCGUUUGUUCGACGCUUCCGGCAAGUACCCUAACGGGCUCUUGCAAGCUACGACCUCCGAUCCGGGAGCGUUCGAUGAGUGCAUCGAGACUGUUCUACAUGACCCAGUGUCCGGUCACGAGACCCUGCGCGCACAGUACUGCAACCUCCGGCUGCGGCUCACGAAGGAUCCUGAAUUGACGCGCGAGCUGGUUUCUUCUUUUCGGAUAGGCCACCCAAGGCUAGCCGAGUUCAAGGACUACUUCACGGACGAGAUGCUGUCCGGUGUUCGCAUAGGUAUAUGUGUGUUAAACGACUGCAAUGAGACUGAACUUCAAGCGCUCGUCAACACAGUGAAGCCUCCGGGCAUGAACAUCGAGAUCAACAACUGCGUCACAAGUCUACCGGUACCAUUGAGCAGUGGACAAAAAGGAAUUAUCGCAUUCCUGACAAUACUGGGUACCAUUAUUGUGGCGGCCACCAUUGGGGACCUAUACCUGGCGCGCAAGAAACGAGAAAAAGACAACGCUGGGAUUCUUACUACGUACCUGAUCGCAUUUUCUGCGGCGGCAAACUCCGGCUUGAUAACGAGGAAAACCAACAGCAAGUCAGAUGCCUACGCCCUGCGGUUUCUACACGGCAUUAGGUUUCUCAGCUUGAUCUGGAUCAUGCUGGGGCACUCGUACGGCACCAUUUCGGACACGCUAUCGGGCUUGGCCAACAACGUCGCGUAUUUCGAGAGAUGGGAAAACAUGAUCGUGACGGGUGGCUACCUCAGCGUUGACACAUUCUUCUUCCUUAGCGGUUUUCUGAUGUGCUACACAGUCGCCAAGCAGAGAGCAAAUGGAUGGAUAAUAUUUUUUCUCGCUGUGAUCCGCAGAUUCAUCAGGUCAACGACGCCGCUCUUCUUCAUGAUAAUGUGCAUGUACAUGCUUCCAGCAUUAACGUCUGGACCGGACGCAAAAACUUUCUUCAACAAGUUUUACUACGAAAUCAACAACCAUUGGUGGGACCUACUGCUUCAAGUACGGAAUUUCCGCGGGGAAAUUACUUUCUCUGUGAUGCCACAUGUCUGGUACCUCUCGGCCGAUUUUCAACUUUUUGUUGUUUCCCUGCUGGUCGUCUUGAUUUUGAAGAAUCGUCACAGAUGGAUCCUCGGAGUCUUCAUCUUCCUCUCCAUUCUGGGCUGUUCAUUGGCUACGUGGCAAGUGGCCGGCACGCACAUGAAUCCCUUCAUGGUGGCAAUGACUGAGACCGUACCAAUGCUCGAGGACACUUUGGACAACUAUUAUGUGAUGCCGUUCUACCACGCCGUUGCUUACUUUUCCGGAUGUAUCACAUAUUUCCUGAUGAUUAAUUACAAAGAGCAACGUCUUUCAAAGGUAUUGCAGGUAAUUGCGUGGUGCUUGUCGCUGGCCUCCGGCCUGUGCUGCCUGUUCAUGAAGAUUGGUUGGUAUCAGCAGCGGAACCCAACGACGGAGACGGGGAAGCUGUUCGCUGCGUUCUUCGACCGCAUCCUGUGGUCCCUGUGCGUCUCGUGGGUUACAUUUGCCUGCUCGACGGCGAGGGGAGGCAAGUAG
Molecule: messenger RNA, 2313 nt
Organism: Rhipicephalus sanguineus (brown dog tick)
Lineage: Eukaryota; Metazoa; Arthropoda; Arachnida; Ixodida; Ixodidae
Product: nose resistant to fluoxetine protein 6
Exons: 13
Coding region: 448-2313 (621 amino acids)
Molecular function (GO): acyltransferase activity, transferring groups other than amino-acyl groups
Source: RefSeq, a predicted model, not a curated record